GGGAGAAAUAACUGGAUGCGUCGAUAGCUUAAUUAAUUAUUCUCAAAGGCCGUCGAUAUUGUUACGCAAUCACUGUCAGAGACGGACAGAUGUGGACAGCCAACAACAGGUUUGAUGUUUCAGGAGUCUACCCAUCCAAAAAGAAGAUUGGCACGUUCACAGAAAUCAACCACUGCAAGAGACUGAUAAGUGACUUGAAGCGUAACCUGGGUCCAGGUCGGUAUGAGGUGGACACAGGGGACUUCAGCCCCCAGGUAGUCCAGAGCAGGGCCAUGGGACCAGGAUGGAAGAGGGGGCAGGAGAUGGCCCAGCAGGCUCAGAUGCCCCACCUGCUGUAUAGAGACACAUGGUUGACCAACCGCUUCCUGAAGCAAACUACUCCAGGCCCAGGGACAUAUGGCAAGGGGGGCAUCCCAUCUGGGCUGCUGGAUGAGAGGAGGAGGAAGCCGAUUGGCUCCUGUCCCAUGAUGGACUUCAGUGCUGGAGUAGAACGCUUCCCAGACCUCAUAGUGGACUCUGGUCUGUGUCCUGGUACCUACAACUUACCGACCUUCACUGAGGUGCUACUUAGUCGCAACAUCAGCAAACGAGGUCCCUAUGACCUCUUCACUGGCCGACGAGACAAGCCAAUCACCUGUGGAUAUUUUGCUGCCCCGAAAAAAGCCAAUCUGAAUCUGGCUACGGUCACCAAGCCAGCAAAGGUCUUAUGUGAGGACGUUCUGCGACCAGAGAAAAGACACCACGGCAAGUUUGGCACCCUAGAGCAGUACCCUUCCCUCCCUACAGAACGCAUCUACCUGGGUUCCCUGCCCCAGUAUCCACGACCAGCGCAGAGACACUCUGGUCAUGGAUUCUAUGAAGAUGUUUGUCUGCCCAAAGUGGAGAACCGCAACCCUCCUCCCUUCCUCUCCUCCUCUCCUCGUAUCACCCCGAGGGCCGAGAGGCUGAUGCAGGGGAACUAUACCACAGUGGGAGUGGGCCGUUACAACCUGGCUAAGAAGCGAACGAGGAAAACUCUAAAGAAAAGCGUUAACGCUGGCUAUCGCUACGUCUUCAAGUCCCGCAUGCCCAGAUAUCUACAUGACCUGCACAAGGACAACUUCAACCAGGAGAGGCUGAAACCCAUCAACAUUCCCCCACAUAGGAUGCCCUAUUCUCGGCCGCCAGAUGAGGUUUCGACCGUUGCAGCUCUACACUUCUCAGGACUCUGGUCUGUGUCCUGGUACCUACAAUUUACCGACCUUCACUGAGGUGCUCCUCAGUCGCCACAUCAGCUAACGAGGACCCUACGACCUCUUCACUGAAGACGGAAUAAGAAGAAGACAUGCACAUGUAAAUAUUUACAGUGGAUCAUACCCAGGAUGUACUCAAGUCCUCCUGAAUCUCUAACAAGACAUGAGAGCAAGUGCAACAGGGAAAACAUUAAGCCCAGAAUUACCCCAAAAUGGUCAUACCGUCAGCUAAACUUCUAAUGUUUGCCUUCCAUCUACUCUAGAGCUUCUGAUACGAUCUGAUAGGCAUAAAGACAUCUAUAAUGGCUCCUCUAAAGUACCCAUCAUUCAGAUAGAUGACUCCGUCAACGGAUUCCUUUUGCAUCAGUGUUGUUGGUUAACUAGAAGGACCGCAACCAGAGAGACGGUACGUCUGAUCGGCUGCCUGAUAGGGGCCACAUUAAGGGCCAUACAUGCAGAUUCUAAGCACCUUAACAUUCCUGAAUAAAUAACCCCAGGGAAUGUUACUCUGGAGACAUUCAACAGGAUUUUCCUUUUAAUGCCCAGAAGAGAAUAAUGAGUAGGAUGGGAUACCUCCAGUCCAGUCCACAGCCCCAGAUUAGGAGCUAGGACCAGUUCGCAACAUUGCAGAUAGAAAUGUAACAAAUAGAGUCAACUCAUGAUAUCCUAUUGUUCUUCACAGACAACCAUAUACAGUGCAUUCGGAAAGUAUCCACAUUUUGUUACAUUACAGCCUUAUUCUAAAAUGUCUAAAAUAUAUGUUUUUCUC
Molecule: messenger RNA, 2001 nt
Organism: Oncorhynchus kisutch (coho salmon)
Lineage: Eukaryota; Metazoa; Chordata; Actinopteri; Salmoniformes; Salmonidae
Product: lymphocyte expansion molecule
Exons: 10
Coding region: 90-1250 (386 amino acids)
Source: RefSeq, a predicted model, not a curated record